Molecule: messenger RNA, 2880 nt
Organism: Osmerus eperlanus (European smelt)
Lineage: Eukaryota; Metazoa; Chordata; Actinopteri; Osmeriformes; Osmeridae
Product: voltage-dependent T-type calcium channel subunit alpha-1G-like
Exons: 8
Biological process (GO): transmembrane transport; positive regulation of calcium ion-dependent exocytosis; membrane depolarization during action potential
Cellular component (GO): plasma membrane; neuron projection; voltage-gated sodium channel complex
Molecular function (GO): voltage-gated sodium channel activity; low voltage-gated calcium channel activity
Source: RefSeq, a predicted model, not a curated record
GUGGAACCAGCUGGACCUGGCCAUAGUGCUGCUGUCCAUCAUGGGCAUCACUCUGGAGGAGAUCGAGGUGAACGCCUCACUGCCCAUCAACCCCACCAUCAUCAGGAUCAUGAGGGUGCUGAGGAUCGCACGAGUGUUGAAGCUGCUGAAGAUGGCAGUGGGAAUGAGAGCUCUGUUGGACACAGUCAUGCAGGCCCUGCCUCAGGUGGGGAAUCUGGGUCUUCUCUUCAUGCUGCUCUUCUUCAUCUUUGCGGCGCUGGGAGUGGAGCUGUUUGGGGAUCUUAUUUGCGACGAGCUUCACCCCUGCGAAGGUUUGGGUCGCUACGCCACCUUCAAGAACUUUGGCAUGGCCUUCCUGCUCCUGUUCCGGGUUUCCACAGGAGACAACUGGAACGGCAUCAUGAAGGACACCCUCCGAGACUGUGCCCAGGACACAGGCCACACCUGCUACAACACGGUGGUGUCUCCUCUGUACUUUGUGUCGUUCGUUCUGACGGCCCAGUUUGUGCUGGUGAACGUGGUGAUAGCUGUGCUCAUGAAGCACCUGGAGGAGAGCAACAAGGAGGCCAAGGAAGAGGCCGAGAUGGAGGCCGAGCUGGAGGCUGAAGGGGCGGAGGCAGCGAGGUCGCCCCAGAGAAGCCCUCUGGCCCUGGGCAUGGAGGCUGGGGGGUUGCGAGGGUCCCCCUGGAGGUCUGUGGGCGGGGAGGUCCAGGAGAGGGGGGCCUCCCUCGAUUCCCCCCCAGCUGAUAUCACCCGGGACUCGGAUGAUCACGUCAGGGCUGACCCCCUGCCCUGCCCGGAGCCCCCACUGGAGCUCCUCGACCCUGGGGAGCCGCUGGACCCUGGGGAGCCGCUGGAAGAAAACCUCCUCAGCGUCCGCAAGGCAGCGGUGGGGCGGACGCACUCCCUCCCCAACGACAGCUACAUGUUCCUGCAGCCGGGGGCCCCUGCCCUGGCCCCAGGGCCCGGCCUGGCCCAGACCCAGUCAGGGUCCAGUACCUCAGUCCAGUCCCAGCUGGAGGAGAGAUCAGCCCAGCAGCUGGACGUUCCCCCCGCUCUGUUUAGACCCAUCAACCCUCCCCCCCUCCCAGACACGGACUGCAUCCCCCGCCUGCCCCCCCCACGACGCGCACACACACUCAGCCGCACGCUACGCAGACAGGUUGCAGUGUCUGCCGACUCUCAGGAGGCUCUGUUUCCAGACGGAGGGGGGAGUGAAGAGGGGGGCCUGGACAUGGCCUGUCUGGACCUCCCUCCCCCCUCCUCCCCCCCAUCCCACACCUCCUCCCUCUCCUCCUCCCCCUCCUCCUAUCAGCAGCCUUCUCUCCGUCUAGUCCCGCCCACCCCGGGGGCCUCCCCCAAACCUGUGCGCCCCGGCAGCGUGCACACGCAGCUCUCCUCCCCCUCCUCCUCCCCCCUCCCACCCCCUGCUUCCCCCUCGGCCCCACCCCGCAGACAAGAAGAGGCGGCGGCGGACCAGGAAGUGUCCCUCCUCACCGGGGCGGGGCUGGCGGGCGGGGACCACGUCAUCGGGGGUCUCGGCCCGGACGGGGACUACCAGGACGGGGGUUACCAAGGUUACGGGGUCGGGCCGUGCCUCCGGCAGCUGAAGAGGUUCCACAGCGUGGACACCCAGGGGGGGCGGAGCCUCCUGCUGCCCCGCCCACGCCCCUCGUCCUGGUUGGACGACCCGCGGCGCCACUCUGUGGAGGUGUGUUCGACGGCGCCGCCCGGCCCCCCACGGAGCAGCACGGCCUCCACCUCCUCCGGCUUCCUGUCCCGGGCCGACAGCCUCCAGACCCAGUCCCUCACCCCCACCCAGACCUCCCUGCCCUCCCCCCGCCGCAAGAAGAAGAUGAGCCCCCCCUGCAUCUCCGUGGACCCCCCCCUGGAGGCCGAGUCUGGGCUGCACCCGGCCCUGGGGGGCCACGGGCCCCCUGCCCUGCCCUGCCGGGACACCUGUCUGAGGAGGAGGGCCCCCUCCAGCGAAUCCAAGGACUCGUUCGAUCUGGGGGGCGGGGAAGGGGGGUCCUUCAGCCAGGACGGGGGGCCGGGGAACCCCAAGCUGUUGACUCUCCCUAGUUUCUCCUUCGAGAAAACCAGCUCUGAGCACUGAACACUGACGAACACACACUCUCUCAGACAGACUCUACACACACACACACACACACAGGCGCACACACACGAUGCACUCAGUGUAUCCUUGAUGGUGAUAGUCCUAGUAGUAACGCCGUAGAGAGUAAUAAUGGUUAAAAAAAUAACUACACCAAACGGUGAACACAUCCUUGGUUUCAUGAGGAGUGCAGUCCUGUCGUCGUGGAAACAUCAUUUGUCUUUGUAUCGUUACUGCUGAAAGAACAGGAGAACAACUGAACAGAGAUGAAACUUACAACCACCAUCAUGGGCUGUUUCUCCUACCGCACCUGUGCACCCAUUGGCUGCGUGGGCAUCACAUGACCUCUGGAGGGACGUCAACACCGGGGUCUGUGGAUGGCGCCCCCUGUGGCUGCUGAUGGAACUGCCCGGUGUUGAGCAUAUGGACUUUUGCCCCCGCCAAGGGUAUCAGAGGAGGUAAAAAGCAAUAUGAACGUUUUAGAGACACUAUUUUCUUAAAUUAUUGGGCCGUAGUGUUUGUACAGGAUGUAGAUUUGUUUUUUGUUUUUUUUUGCGUUCAAUUUUUUAUUUCGUUUUGUCUUUUUGUGACUUUUACUUGUUUGUUUCAAUGUUCCAAAGUUUGUUUGUUUUCCACCGUAGGUUAUUUGUAGCUUUCUUGAUUUAAGGAAAGUGAAACAUUUUUAAAGUGCUGAGAACCAUGUAUUUGUAGGAAUAAUAUAUAUAUAAAAACGACUCAUUAAACUGAGCUUGGAUUUUUAAGCACAA